AUGGCCGCAUCGGUUUCUCGUUCGACUCAGCCACCGCCAGACACUUCGAGCCAGCUCGCAGAAACCGCCUUGGAAGUAUUACCUCGAGAUUCCCACACUUCUUCGAAAAUUUUCAAGCAGCCUCGUCCACAGAUGACCUGCCUUCCAGGAUGCGAUGAUGUGAACACUGAAGCUCAGUUGGAGUGA
Messenger RNA from Caenorhabditis briggsae, 186 nucleotides. The coding region runs from base 1 to 186 and encodes 61 amino acids. The transcript has 2 exons. The record is from RefSeq and is a predicted model, not a curated record. Lineage: Eukaryota; Metazoa; Nematoda; Chromadorea; Rhabditida; Rhabditidae.